CCUAGGUUCUAUAAACAUUGAGCCAAAUUCUUCAAAUUACAGAAUUUAAUGGGGGUAAAUCGCUAUGCAAUAGUAAUGGCUCAGCACAAACAGAGACCUCUUUCAAAUUUUUAAAAAUCGUUUUAUCAGCAGUCAACGUUUGCGUUGGAACCUCAGAAUCAAGCCCCUUCCUAUUCAUAUUUUGUAUUCUCUCUCUCUUGCUCUCUCUAUAAAUAUAUUACUAUUUUCUGUUCCCUCUCUCUCUCUCUUCAAUCUCGCCAUUUUUUUACCCAAAAAACUCGUAGAAGAAGCUUUCUUUUCCCGUGUUUUGAAUCUUUCAUAGAUCGUAUGGUUCCUCAUGCCCCCCUAUACACCCCACAACAAUGGAUUCUCUCUCCCCAUUUCUUCAAUCCCCUUUCUCUGUGGGUGCCUCCUCUCUUUCUCUCCUCCCCACCUCUCUCUCUCUAACUUCCAGGAAACUCUCCUCCACCAAGACCAUAUUAAUAGCCUCUGGUGUAUCAGUCCUACUGCUCAUCUUCUCUCUGUAAUGGCUUGUUUUGCUUGUUUUAGAGUGAGAAACAAAGGGAAGAAGAACAGGGGAGGAGAGAGAGUGGCCCCAAAGGAAGAAGAGGAGAUUGCAGGGGAGGUGGUGAGGAGGUUUAGUUGGAGAGAGGUGGAGGAGAUGACCAAGAAUUUCAGUUGUGUUAUUGGAGAAGGUGGGUUCAGCACUGUGUAUUUGGGGUUUCUGUGCAGUGAUUCUUUGGAUCAUGGAGCGGUGAAGGUGCACAGAAACAGUGAGAGAAUGAAUAGGGUGUUUAGGCAGGAGUUGGAGGUUUUAAUGGAUGUUCGCCAUGAAAACAUUGUGAAGUUUCUGGGCUACUGCGAUGAGUGCGAUGAGAAAGAUGAAGGAGCCCUGAUCUUUGAAUACGUGCCCAAUGGAUCCCUUCACGACCACCUCCACACCCUCUCCACGCCCCUCCCUUGGCAAUCUCGCACGAGUAUAGCCCUCAACCUUGCACGUGCCAUCGAGUUUAUACACGACCGGUGUACCAAGCACAUAGUCCAUUGCGACGUAAAGCCCUCUAACGUUCUCCUCGACCAAAACCUAAACCCCAAGCUUUGCGACUUUGGGUCUGCACGUGUGGGGUUUUCCUCCACCGUUCUAAACACGUGCGAGGGGAGGCGGGCCCCCGUUGUGGGGUCACCUGGUUAUGUGGACCCCCACUAUUUGAGAACAGGGAUUAUAUCUAAGAAGAACGAUGUGUAUAGUUUUGGGGUGUUAUUAUUGGAAUUAAUUACUGGGAUUGAGGCUUUUUGUUCGGAAAAGGGCAGGCUUUUGGCGAAAAUUUCGGUGGAUAACCUCGAGGAUGUGAAGAUUGUGGAUGAGCGGUUGAAAGGAAAUUUUGAGAAGGAAGAGUUUAGGGUUUUGGGGUCCAUUUGUGAGGCCUGUUUUAGGGAACAGCCAAGUUUGAGGCCUUCUAUGAGUGAGAUUGUCAAGAUUAUGGAAGAUAACGUUUCUUCUUCUUUUAAUUUGGAAUGUAAGAUAGAAAAGGCGUAAAAUUGUGGGUUUUUCUGAUUUUUUAUUUUUGUUUUUAAAAAAGAUGGGGUGAUUUUUGGUUGGGUGCCUGGGCUGGGCGCCCGGCCUGGUCCUAAGUAGGGCAUGGGCCACAGUUUGUGGCCUGAGGGGCAGGAUAGGGCCGCUGCCGGCCCAAUUCGACCACCAGCCCAGCU
Messenger RNA from Amborella trichopoda, 1710 nucleotides. RefSeq names its product salt tolerance receptor-like cytoplasmic kinase 1. NCBI's taxonomy places the organism in Eukaryota, Viridiplantae, Streptophyta, Magnoliopsida, Amborellales, Amborellaceae. Gene Ontology annotation, biological process: protein phosphorylation. Gene Ontology annotation, cellular component: plasma membrane. Gene Ontology annotation, molecular function: protein kinase activity; ATP binding. The record is from RefSeq and is a predicted model, not a curated record.